This is a messenger RNA of Triticum turgidum subsp. durum (durum wheat), 1530 nucleotides long. The record is from the annotation of a GenBank genome assembly. NCBI's taxonomy places the organism in Eukaryota, Viridiplantae, Streptophyta, Magnoliopsida, Poales, Poaceae.
AUGUCCAUGGAGAACCCCAGGCCGCCCCCCCCUGCCAUCACCCCUCCCAUGGCUCCCCUCCCCGUCCACCCGCCCAUUGCUCCCAUCCCCAUCCCCGUCCCACCCUCCACAUCCGCCGCUGCCGACGAUGACGAGGUCGACUACGAGGUCUCCGACGACCACCACGCCGCGCGGGAGCGCCACGAGCGCGCCGUACAGGAGCUCCUGCAGCGCCGACGCGCCUACACCAUGGCCGUGCCCACCAACGACUCCGCCGUGCGCGCGCGCCUCCGCCGUCUCGGCGAGCCCAUCACGCUCUUCGGCGAGCGCGAGAUGGAGCGCCGCGACCGCCUACGCGCACUCAUGGUCCGCCUCGAGGCCGACGGCCAGUUCGACCGCCUCCUCCGCGUGCAGGAGGACGAGCAGGGAGCCCCGGGCGACGACGACGACAUGGAGCAGAUCCAGUAUCCUUUCUUCACCGAGGGUACCAACCAACUGCUCCAGGCGCGCGUUGAUAUAGCUAUGUACUCACUGCCCCGCGCUAAGGCCAGGGUCGACAGGGCCAAGCGCCGCCUCGCUGACCCCGACGAGGACCCCGAGGCAGAGGCCGCCCUUGUUGUCAAGCAGGCGGGGGACUUCGUGCUUGAGUGCAGCGAGAUUGGAGAUGACCGCCCGCUCACCGGCUGCUCCUUCUCCCGCGAUGCCUCAAUGCUCGCCACAAGCUCCUGGAGCGGGAUCAUCAAAGUAUGGAGCAUGCCACAGAUAACUAAAAUUGCAACCCUGAAAGGUCAUACAGAACGUGCAACUGAUGUUGCCUUCUCUCCAGUUGAUAACUGCUUAGCGACAGCCUCAGCUGAUAAAACUGCAAAAUUAUGGAACAGCGAUGGGUCACUCCUAAUGUCUUUUGAUGGUCACCUGGAUCGUCUUGCUCGCGUUGCUUUUCAUCCAUCUGGAAAGUACCUUGGUACAGCUAGCUUUGACAAGACCUGGAGAUUGUGGGACAUCAAUACUGGAACUGAACUUCUACUCCAAGAGGGACAUAGCAGAAGCGUAUAUGGUGUUAGCUUUCAUCCAGAUGGUUCUUUAGCUGCAUCUUGUGGGCUUGAUGCGAAUGCUCGAGUUUGGGAUCUAAGGUCAGGAAGAUUGUACUGUACUCUCAUUGGACAUGUGAAACCUGUCCUAGGAGUCAGCUUCUCCCCUAAUGGUCAUCUAGUUGCAACUGCAAGUGAAGACAAUUUCUGUCGAAUAUGGGAUUUGAGGACCAGACAAAUGUUAUAUUCUAUACCGGCACAUAAGAGUCUUAUCUCGCAUGUGAAAUUUGAACCCCAGGAGGGUUAUUAUUUAGCGACAUCCUCCUAUGACACUAAAGCAGCGGUAUNNUCAACUCAGGAUUACAAGGCAAUUAAAUGCUUGGCAGGCCAUGAGUCAAAGGUCACUAGUCUGGAUAUUAGUGGAGAUGGACAACAGAUUGUGACUGUUUCACAUGAUAGAACUAUAAAGAUCUGGUCAUGCAGAAGCACAGGACGGGAUAAUGAGAUGGAGUUGGAUUAA